Messenger RNA from Oncorhynchus gorbuscha (pink salmon), 2606 nucleotides. Its product is annotated as golgin subfamily A member 7B-like. Bases 111 to 524 code for a protein of 137 amino acids. Gene Ontology annotation, biological process: peptidyl-L-cysteine S-palmitoylation; protein targeting to membrane. The transcript has 4 exons. Lineage: Eukaryota; Metazoa; Chordata; Actinopteri; Salmoniformes; Salmonidae. Gene Ontology annotation, cellular component: palmitoyltransferase complex. The record is from RefSeq and is a predicted model, not a curated record.
CGAGCUUGGCAAGUGUACCCCCCCGAAGCUGGAGCUACGCUGUCCCACGAGCAGACGAUUUCAUCCCCUAUUUCAACACAGGACAGAAUCCUGCACCGUCUCAUGGCAACAUGGCGACUGAGUUCCAUAACCUUCAGGAGUUGAGGCAGAGUCCGUCUCUAGCCACCAAGGUGUUCAUCCAGAGAGACUACAGCGAAGGAACCGUCUGCCGAUUCCAGAUCAAGUUCCCCUCCGAGCUGGGCAGCAGGAUCGAGCGGACUCUGUUUGAGGACACAGUAAAGACAUUGAACAGCUACUAUGCGGAGGCAGAGAAGGUCGGAGGCCAGUCCUACAUGGAGGGAUGUCUGGCGUGCGCUACAGCCUACUUCAUCUUCCUCUGUAUGGAGACACGCUAUGAAAAGUUACCGCUCUGUCUCUGGCUCCUCUUCCACAUGUCACCACCCAACUACCUUGCUCUGGAUUUUACUCACCACCGCUGCCUUGGAUUCCCCUCAGAACCUGUUUACCCUGUUCUACUCAGCUAACUCCAACCUCCGUCUCUACAUCUGGUUUUUCUGCAACUUAUCCGAGCUUCUCCGGAUCUGCACACCAUAUCUCCCAGUGUAACAAUAAAUAUUUCGGUUCAUUCAUCCCUGUUUCCUCAUCUGAGUCUGCUCUUGUGUUCCCCUGUGUCGCUCCGCUUAACAGUACGAUCUGGCCCAGAGAUGAACCCAGCAGACUCCACUACUCUUUACCAAAGUAUUGUUGGUCAAGGCGGCCUAUUUGAGCAACAUGACCAAGCCCUGAAAGCCCUACUGGAGAACAUCAAGGAGUUUUCACGGACCCUGUCUGAACUACAGGUCCAAACCUCCGCGAGUUCACAACCGUCUCAAGUCCCUCUUCUCCACCCCGAGAGCCAUUUGUUCCGACUCCUGAGCACUAUGAUGGUAAUCUUGGCACGUGCAGAGCCUUUCUUGUGCAAUGUUCACUAGUAUUUGAGCAACAGCCCUACUCUUAUGCUAGUGAAUGAGCCAAAAUGAAUUUUUUGAUUGGCUGCCUUUGUGGAGCAGCUCUUUCCUGGGCCACUGCUUGUGGGAGAGAUAGUCACCUAUCUGCUUCUCCUAAUGUGGAUUCACAGAUGAGAUGAGGAAGGUAUUCGACAACCCUGUCUGUGGAAAGGAUGCCGCUAAAUGACUUCUGUCCCUUCGUCAAGGCUCCCAGAGUGUGGCCGAAAUGUCAUGUGAGUUCCGCACCCUCGCUGCAGAGAGCAGCUGGAAUGACGAGGCCCUUCAGGGAGUAUUCCGGAACGCACUCACUGAGACCCUCAAAGAUGAGUUGGUGUCUAAAGAGGAGCCUGAUGGACUUGAUGAAGUCAUUUUUCUCACUAUCCGCAUUGACAACCGUCUCUGUGAGCGUCGGCGGAGAGGGGAGGUAGAGUUGCAUGUCCCAUAACAUCUGCUUCAGUGCCUCCAGGCAUGUUUUAAUCCUGUACCCAUGCAGCCAGACCCAUCUAUCUCCAGAGGAGAGGUAGCGGAGCUGUCUAUAUUAUGGCCAGGUUGGUCACCUGGUCUCCACUUGUUCCCUGUGUCCAGCAAAAGAGGGGGAUCAGCAGUAGUGGGGAACUUGGGAUUGGGGGUUCUGGAAUGGACUGGGGUGCAGACAAGGCAGGAGGAAGGGCAGAUUGUAGACAAUUAGAAUGACAAAAUGUACUCCAAGUAGUUACCCUUUUGGUAGACCAGUCAAACUGUGGGUUGUGUAGCUUUAACCAUGGAUGACCCAGAACCAGAGAGGAGUGAGAACAGUCGAUUAUGUGGAAACUGAUCUUUUCCUGGUGAUUUGCAGAGAGACACAGGAUAACAGGGACAGUUCUCUCCAAAACACAAAAGAGUAGCUUUCCAUUGACAGCGUUGGCAUCCAGAGGUGAAUCGAAUGAAACAGUGUCCAGACCCAACUGAUUGUCUUCUGUUCCUCCAGAAUAUCACAGCCUAGCUCCUGUAUUCAAUAAGCCCCACACCCCAUCUCUGCAGCCUCAUUGGCCUUUCGACUGUGCUAUCGAGCUUCAGCCUGGAGCUCCUCUCCCUAGUAGCAGGUUGUAUAACCUCUCUCGCCCCGAGCAAGAAGCCAUGGAAGAAUACAUCCAGGACUCCCUGGCUGUCGGACAUAUCAGGCCUUCUUCUUCUCCGGUGGAAGCUGGGUUUUUCUUUGUCAAGAAGAAGGAUGAGUCACUGAGGCCAUGCAUAGACGUCCGUGGGUUGAAUAGCAUCACUGUCAGUUACAAGUAUCCCUUGUCACUUAUCAGUGUUGCUUUUGCCCCCCUCCAUGGUGUCACAGGGUUUUCUAAACUUGACCUCCGGAAUGCCUACCUACUUUAAAUUGCCUGAACAGCACCAGAACAUGAAGAUUAAAUAUAUUUUCAAUAUAGAUUUGCCUAGCUCCGUGGAGAUCCUAGAAACCGCAAGAGUGUCAUGUCCACUCCCGCUCCGGGGCUUGACUUCACUGGUCUACUAGUCACCGGUCCUGGCAACCCAUCUUUAAGCACACCUGGCAACCAUCAUUACGCACACCUGCGUCUCAUCAGUCACACUUCACAGUCGACUUCAUUACUCCAUUGAUUACUUACCCUAUAU